UUAUUUAUGAUUUGUGCUCCAUCAUUUUUGUUUCAUCAACUUUUCCCUAUGGUUAUUAUCAUUGAGAACUAAUAAGGUACCGUGUCAUACACUGGAUUAUUUUCACUGCAAGAAAUUAUUAUCAAAAAACAUUAUUUCAAGCGAAGAAUAUCUCAAUCAUGUGCCACUUUCAAAGUAAGUUAACAGCAACAAUGAUGUCGAUUAGCAAUUUAUUCAAAGAUCCUAGAAAACUGCGAAAUGAUAUUAUACGUUAUAUUAUUGAAUCACACUUUGGGCAAAUGUUUAAGGGAGGCACAUUAGAUCCAUCGCAAAUAGAAGUGGAACCCAUGAAGAAGGCAGUUAUUUCAUGUUUGGAUUUAGAUGAGGAGUUUUUGAAUGAACUAGGGGACCAGUUCAAUUUUCCUUUGAAGAUUGUCCGAGGACAUAUAGAUAAGUUGCAUAUGACUGCCGAAUGGACAAACUUUUUUCAGGAAGGUUUUAGAAUAACUGCAAAAUUUGAAGGUCUUCAUUUAACAUUAGAACCAAAAGAAGAUAUUGAUGAUGCUGCAUCUAUGUGGAGCUCGGCUAUUGGCCGUUUGGUGGAGAAGCCCAAAUACAAAAACAACACUGAAAAUCCAGUCCUAUUGACUGAAGGCGCUAAAAAAAUUGAUGAAUUCAUGAAAUUUUUGAGGCGUAGAUUAACCCUAGAAUUCACAAACACAGUUUUAUGUUUACAACCUAGGAAUAGUGAAUUAGGAAUAAGAUUAGCAAUUAAUGUAGAAACGAUACGUCUUUAUGAUGAAAAUGAAGUACCUGAAAAAAUUGGAGCGCAAGAAUCUACCCCCGAUUCUGAUUUUACCACGAAAAAUAUCGAUUUUCAAGGGGUGUCCUUUUGGAUUACUGAUGUUCCUAACGAAUUUGGUAAUGAUAGAAAUGAUUAUAAGAGGAUAUCUAAAGAAAAUAAGAGUGAUAUUAUGUUCGCUGCAUUAAACGGCACACAGGUGAUCAAGUUUUCGACAAGACAAUCGGAUUUCCAAAAUGGACCGGGUGUAGUUGUUGAAGCGAUGUUAAAUGAAGUGAUAAUUUUUCUGACACCUAGGCAAAUCUAUCUACUUUCCGAAUUCAUGGAAGAGUAUUGCAAGGGUGAUGAAUACAGAUUUGGAAGUAAGAAAAGAAGAGUUCAAAAACCAAUGACAGAUUCUGAUUAUCAAAAGUUGGAAGUUCUUCUCCAACAGCAAACCUGUCACCCAAAUACACAGUAUGCAGGUUUACAAAUGGGAUAUGGAUGGUCAGGUGUGCCGAUAGAUGAAACAGAGGAACAAUAUUAUUCUAUGACUGGAAAUCAAUCUGAUUUUGGUAUGUCUAUGAUGGAUAGUAUGGAAGGCUCCCAUCUCAAUACAUCUUUUCACGGCACCGAAUACUCAGAAAGAGCCUCCACAAUCGACAAUCGGUCAUAUGUACCAAAUACAACGAAUUAUGGAACAGCUAUGUCAUGCGUCUCCGGUGGGACUCAGCAGCCUCCCCAUGAACCGGGAACAGAUCUCUUUGCCAUAGACCUAAAAAUUUCAUCAUUUACCAUGGUACUAUUGCAUAAAGAUAUUUUAGAUCUUGUCGAAAAGGAAGGAACGAUAUACACUCAAGAUAGCAUUUCCAAAUUGCAAGAGUUAUCUACGAACUUUCUAACAAGUAUAAUACAACAGUUAAAGUUGAUUUCUGAAGCUGCAAAUAAAGAGAUUGUUAUUAAUAUGAACUAUGAUGAGGCUUGCAAUAUUAAUAAUAUCAGAUUGACCUCAACUUCUGUUCAUUCAAUGUUCGAGAUGGAUCCUCAGAAACAAAAAUGCGAUAUUUCAUUUAGAACAUGUAAUUUGAACUUGUUAGAAUGUUUAUUUGAAAAUGGAAAGGAAUCAGAGAAAGUACCUAUAUUAACAGCAGUAAACCCUUCAGAAGAAAAUCUGUACAUUAAACUGGUUAGACAGAAAAAUAAUUCCCAUACUAAUUUAGAGAUAACAAUAAAAGAAUGUGAAAUAGAACUUGAUAUUACAAUUAUAGAUAGACUUUCAGCUCUUAUAAAUUUACCACUAUUUUCCCAAUCUAACAACUCCUAUAAAAUGCAGCCAAGACAUACCACACAUUUUGCGAUUAAUAUACCAUCUGCAAAUUGCAAACUAAGAUUCCCAAUACCAGAUUUCACUCCUUUGUAUGAUCCUAGUAGAGUUCCUUGGUGGAAAAGAAAUGUUCGUUCAGAUUACAUGACAUUGAAGUGCAGCCAAUUGAAGUUUGAAACUAAAUUCUCCACCCAUAAAAAAUCUCAAACAGAUGAAUACUCAAUCAAAUUUCGGGUUAUGAACCUCUAUUAUAAUGAAUCUGUUAAAGCAAAACCUAUCUUCUUUGCCCAGAUUGGAGAUGAUGAUCAAACAUUUGAUGAUUGCAGAUUGAUAAUGAAGAUACUACCAACUACCAAAAUUUUUAAUAUAGAAGUAGAAGAUGAUGCUGCAACCCAAUCAGCAUUCUGUGAAAAUUUAAUCGCUCCCAGAGAUAAUGGUCCUUUCACAUCUAAAAGAGUAUUUCAUCACAGUAAUGUAGAGCAUUUGGAUGAUGAUUAUCCAGAUGUAGACUUACUCAUACCCGGAGAUUCUAAAGAAAUAGAAGAAUUUAAGUUUUCCUCAAAGCGUUCUGCUAAGGUCCUUUUAACCGCAGUACUGUCUUGUGUGAAAAUUCAAAUAAUAUCCAAACACACCUAUGAAAUGAUUUACAACAGAAUCAAUAAUGAUCUUUUAACUUGGGUUCCAUGUGCCCCAAAAAAUAAAUUCACUCCUAAAAAGGAUAUAUUUGGUGAAUUCAGUAGUGCAGCAGAUUAUGUGGAUUCUGAUGAUGAUUGUGAUGAUUUUUAUGACGACCUUAUGUUUCAAUCAAUGCCUCAGGGACUCAAACCAGAGGACACUGAGUCUACUUCAUUCAUAAAAAAGUAUGUAGAUCAAAGUAAACUGGUAAUAGAUGUUAAAAUUGUCAGUGGAACCUUAGUGUUCAAUCCUCCUGUGAGGGAUGCUUCUUCAAAUAAUGUAAUACCAGGUCAAUUAGGAUACUUUUCAAUUGAUGUAAGCGAAGCACACAUAUUUAUGGUCACUGGAUAUAAAGGUGACAGUGAAUUGGAUUAUUUAUGCAUAGAUGUUUGGAGCGCUGAUAUGAGGCAUCAUGAAAUGAUGCCUUCUUCUGAGGUGAAAAAUUGUCUGCCUGACCUCAGGAGGAUACCUAGUAAUCUUUAUCCUGUCAUUUCUAAGUCAAUAGGAGCAUUGGCAGAAGAAAGGAAAGGUCUAUCAGAACGACAAAUGUUAACAGUAGCUUGCAAAAUUCUCACAAGACAUGAUACACAUCAUGUGAAGACGGUUAAAAUAGCCCUGGGUUUGAAUAAAUCAACUCUACAUCACAGAAUGACAGCUGAACCUAAUUCUUGGGUGUCUCAAUUGAUUGACUUUUUCAAAGUUACUGAUUUUCCCAUCAACGGUUAUAAAUCAAAAGAUGUUAUGAGUGAAUUUCACUUACAUACUUGGGAUUGCGCUAUAGAUUACCGACCCCUGUAUUUGCCUUUGAGGUGUGCCCUUACUCUUGGGAGUUUCAGCAUGACCUCUAGUUUAAGUGAAGUUUCAAAAGGUUCCAAGUUAAGAUUUCUUGCAGAGGAUUGUGAUUUAUACAUCAGUAAAGAAAAUCCUCCCAUAGAUGGAAUCGCAUCAAAUAUUCCGAUUAAUAUAAGAAGGGAAUAUAUCAAUAUAAUAACAAUGAACAUAUUUGAAUUGGGCCUAAUAAUGAAUGAGAAGAACCACAAAACCAAGCCUCGUUCAAGUUUGAGAAUUACAACAGAUAAAUUGCAUAUUCACGCCUGCUCUGAUUCAAUGAAAGCUCUCACUGAACUGAUUAGUUAUAUUGCCUCAGAUGGUGAUUCAACAUCAAAUGCAUCAUCCGAAUCUAGCAGCCCUUAUCCCAGUCCUAGGCAUGGCCCUGGUGAUCAGGAACUCAUUCCAGUUGAUCAACAAACAUUAGAAAUUUGUGAAGUAUCAGAAAAACAGAGACAAGAAAUAAACUCCUUGAUUGGAGAUGCCAUUUAUGAAGAAAAAGAAGAAAAAAAACCACAAAAACAGCCAAAAUAUCAUGGGAAUUCAGGAUUUUACUCACAGAUAAAAGAAGAACUUGGAGACAUCGAUUCAAGUGAUGACGAUUUUGAAGACAGCUUCUGUAUAAUUGAUAAAGAUAACAACUGGGGAUUGAAUAUAGAUCAUGCUAUACCCGAUCUUGAAUGGCUUACAACGGAACAAGUCAAAGUAACGGAAGAUCAUUUCACUAUUCCUGCGUCAAAAAAAGACCUCUUAAAAACCCCAGAAAACUUCCCCUUGCCGAUAAAGACGUACACCUUGUGUGAAUUAAAUAUAAUAUGGCAAAUUUAUGGAGGAAAUGAUUUCUAUAUACCUGAAGAGAAGAAAAAGGAAAAAAGAGAAAGACAUUCAUCAAGUGAAGAUAAUUGUUCAACUAUUGCUUCUACUGAAUAUACUGAAUCGCUUUGUUCAAAAUUUACAUCUGUUACUGCUAUGACUUAUCGCGAUACAACUUCAGAAAAAGAUUGGAAAUUUUCUGGUGGAAUUAAUAGACACAAGGAUGUUCUCAUGGAAGUAGUCAUCAAUAAGGUCCGGUGCCAAUUCGACCUUUAUCCCGAAAAAGGAUACUAUGCUCAUAGAUUUGUGUUCCAAAUCAAAGAAUUUGAAAUAAAUGAUAAAAUGAAAUGUAGUGAAUUCAACAAAUUUUUAUGUCAAUACACAAGUGAGAGCACACCCAAACAAUCUCAAGGCUAUAUGUUUGCUGUGGAAGCUGUGGAUAUCAGACCUUCUGAAAUGAUGGGAGAAACUGAGUGUUCCUUACGCGUGUCAUUGCUGCCCCUAAGGUUCUAUAUUGACCAGGAAUCAUUAGAAUUUCUCAUGAAAUUUUUUUCUGAAUUGAGUCAAAAGUCUAAUGACGAGAAAACUACUGCCAAAGCAUCGUCAAAGAAUAGCACACCUAUACAUCAAAAACCAAAAUUGGCAGUGAAAAAGAGUGGAAAAAAGAAAUAUAAGACUCAAACUGAUGAUGAAGAUGAAAAUUUAAUAGAUUUGGAAAACUCAAGUAGUAGGGAAACAUCCGAAACCUCAGAAAGAGAGUGUUCUUCCGAUAAUACUUCCAAUCGUCCCUUAUUUUUCAGGCCUGUUUCAUUCGGUCCAGAAUCUUUUGUGAAGAUCGAUUACAAGGGUAAACAUGUUGGAGCAGCAGAUGGGUCUGUAAGUGGAAUGGCAUUUAGUCUAAUUAUGGGAUUAGCAGAAAUAAAUAAUUCUGAAAUAAAACUCAAGAGAGUUUGUCACCGUCAUGGCAUACUUGGAUUAGAUAAGGUUAUCAAUUAUAUUAUAGAAGAAUGGCUGAAUGACAUCAAGAAACAUCAACUUCAGAAUGUCCUUAUCAGUGUAGGUCCAAUGCAGCCCGUUGUGCAGCUACUUAGCGGUAUUCGAGAUUUGUUUUGGCUACCUAUUGAACAAUAUCAGAAAGAUGGAAGAAUUGUUAGGGGUCUACGUAAAGGUACAAAUAGGUUUACCACUUCAAGUUUAUUAGCUACAGUUGCCAUAACUAGCAGAUUUUUCAACUUCUUACAGGCAUCUGCUGAAACUCUAUACGAUUUUCUUUCCCCUGGACCAAGUGUCAGACAGAUUACCAAUGCUAAGAAGAAAAAGAAAAAUUACUCACAGCCCCAAGAUAUCAGAGAAGGCGUUUCAAAUGCUCUUUGGUUGUUUAAAGAAGGUUUUGGAGACACAGCUCAAACAAUUGUGCAAGUUGCUGUAAGCGAGCAUGAACAAAAAGGGGUGGUUGGAGUAGUGGGAGGUAUAGCCCGACAAAUACCAUCAAAUAUUAUAAAACCAAUAAUUAUUGCAUCAGAAGCCACCAAUAAUGUCCUAGAGGGUAUAAGAUCUCAGCUAGUUCCAGACGCUAAAACAGAAGCUAAUCAAAAAUGGAGGAAUAAUUUUGAUUAAAUAAAAACAGACUGAACUUGUGAUUACUAUAAAAAUUCUCUAUUAUUUUUAUUAUUUUUUAUUGUAGAUUAUGAAAAGAUUUUAGCAUAUAAAAAUAGUGGUAAGUAUCAACCCAUAUUCGUUUUGUGAUUUUUGUUUAAAUACCUAUGGGUGGAAGUAACUCAGGUUAUGCCAUUUAUAAAAUAUGAAUAUAAGGUACAAAAUGAAGAUGUAUAUUUAUAAUGAAAGAUUAAAAUUCUGGAGUAAUAA
This is a messenger RNA of Harmonia axyridis, 6266 nucleotides long. Its product is annotated as autophagy-related protein 2 homolog B. The transcript is spliced from 26 exons. Gene Ontology annotation, biological process: autophagy of mitochondrion; reticulophagy; piecemeal microautophagy of the nucleus. Gene Ontology annotation, molecular function: phosphatidylinositol-3-phosphate binding. Bases 159 to 6017 code for a protein of 1952 amino acids. Gene Ontology annotation, cellular component: phagophore assembly site; extrinsic component of membrane. NCBI's taxonomy places the organism in Eukaryota, Metazoa, Arthropoda, Insecta, Coleoptera, Coccinellidae. The record is from RefSeq and is a predicted model, not a curated record.